CUCGUUCUUCUAAUUUUUUUUUUUUUUAGAAGAUGCAUCCCUCUUUACCAGUAAAAGCAGGCUUCUGCGACCAAUUAAAUAUCCUUGGACUCCACACGCUGCUGAAGGCUUGUAGGCCCCUCGAUACUUUGCCUUCGCCCACAGUAAGACCUUUCUGAAGUUUUCCGUCGUCUCAAUCAUCAUUUCGCGUUAUCACGGCGUCAGUUUUCCAGAUUCCAAAUUGCAAGGUCCGUAGCGUCUCUCAUCUUUCAGACGGAACUAAAAUCCAAACAUAAAUGAUAAAUUUCGUAAUUGAAAAAGAAAAAAAAAUCAUCAGCCACAUUGGUGCUUGGAAGUCCGGUUGCUGGAACGGUAGACGAAAUCCGACUGAUCCCAUCAACGCAUAUAGCAUCUACCCAUGAUCAGCCCAUCCAAAGAAUAAUGGAAACCUUUUCCCUGAUAUUAUAUAAAAUACACAGGAAACCUCUACGUUCUGAUCCGGAGAAAGGACCGCCGCUUCCCACGCCUCCCUCUUUUCCUCCAAUUAGCCGUCCUAACCUUUGUUUCCGGCCAUCACUCUCGUUCCAAGCGCCACUGACUCUUCCCUCGCCUCGCCGAUGGACUUCUGAAGAAAACCAAAAAAAUGCGAAAACCAAGACUUUGCCACGUGUUAUUCUGACAUUGGUGCUUCGCAUCUCUGCGCAUGCGGCUCUGCCUACCGUAAUUGGGCUCUGGAUUCAUUUGAUCCAUGGGACUGGCGAUUCCCGUAAAUCAUCGUCUAUCCCAUCCCUUUCCUGUAAUUUGAUCUUCGCGGUGGUAAUAUAAAUAUACGAAAUCCCUCCCCUUCCCUUUCCGAAAGGAUCCCCGCCUCGCCUCGUUUGUUUCUUUCCUCGGGCUUUCUUCUCCAUGUCUUUGUCUCCUCCGACCUCCGUGUCCUCGUAAGAAAGAGGAGAGAGAGAGAGAGAGGGAUAGCAUAUAAAGAUAUAUUAUGGAUAGUGGGGGUAACUCUCUGGCGACGGUGGCCGGGACGGACGGGACGAAGCGGCGGGUGUGCUACUUCUACGAGCCGGAGGUGGGGAACUACUACUACGGGCAGGGGCACCCGAUGAAGCCCCACCGGAUCCGGAUGGCCCACGCCCUCAUCGCCAACUAUGGCCUCCUCAACCGCAUGCAGGUCAUCCGCCCAGUCCCCGCCCGCGACCGCGACCUCUGCCGCUUCCACGCCGACGACUACGUCGCCUUCCUCCGCUCCGUCACCCCUGAGAGCCAGCACGACCAGAUCCGCGCCCUCCGCCGCUUCAACGUCUGCGACGACUGCCCCGUCUUCGACGGCCUCUUCGCCUUCUGCCAGACCUACGCCGGCGCCUCCGUCGGCGCCGCCGUCAAGCUUAACCACCAGCACCACGACAUCGCCAUCAACUGGGCCGGCGGCCUCCACCACGCCAAGCGCUGCGAGGCCUCCGGCUUCUGCUACGUCAACGACAUCGUCCUCGCCAUCCUCGAGCUCCUCAAGAUGCAUGAGCGUGUUCUGUAUGUGGACAUUGAUAUCCACCAUGGAGAUGGUGUAGAGGAGGCAUUCUACACAACUGAUAGAGUAAUGACAGUUUCUUUUCAUAAAUUUGGAGAUUAUUUUCCUGGGACAGGAGAUAUACGCGAUGUUGGAUUUGGGAAAGGAAAAUAUUAUGCUGUAAAUGUACCUUUAGAUGAUGGAAUUGAUGACGACAGCUAUCAAUCUCUAUUCAAACCUGUCAUAUCAAAAGUAAUGGAAGUUUUUAGGCCUGGUGCUGUGGUGCUUCAGUGUGGUGCUGAUUCCUUAUCUGGAGACCGAUUGGGUUGUUUCAACCUUUCAGUCAAAGGCCAUGCUGAGUGUGUUAGAUACAUGAGGUCGUUUAAUGUGCCACUAUUGCUGGUGGGUGGAGGUGGGUACACCAUUCGGAAUGUUGCUCGCUGUUGGUGCUAUGAGACAGGAGUUGCCCUUGGUAUAGAAGUUGAUGAUAAGGUGCCUCAACAUGAAUAUUAUGGCUAUUUUGCUCCAGAUUAUACCCUUCAUGUUGCACCAAGUAACAUGGAGAAUAAAAAUUCGCGCCAGUUAUUGGACAAUAUAAGAACAAGGAUUCUAGAUACUCUUUCAAAACUCCAACAUGCUCCUAGUGUCCAAUUUCAGGAGCGGCCACCUGAUACAGAGCUUCCAGAGGAAGAUGAAGAUGAAGAGGAUGCAAAUGGAAGAUAUGAUCCUGAUUCUGAUAGAGAAAUGGAUGAUGCUUCCCCUAUAGAUGAGACAUCAUGCAGACUUGCAAAUGAAAUACAGACCAUAAAAGCCGAGAGGGACAUUGUUGAAAAUGAAGUGAAAGAUCAGGAACCACACAAGUUAGAUGCAGAAUGUGCG
Messenger RNA from Elaeis guineensis (African oil palm), 2365 nucleotides. NCBI's taxonomy places the organism in Eukaryota, Viridiplantae, Streptophyta, Magnoliopsida, Arecales, Arecaceae. The record is from RefSeq and is a predicted model, not a curated record.